UUCGCUCAGAUCGCGAGCGCGUAGUGACUGCUUCCGCCUGUUGUGUAGGUAUGGUGCCCGCGAGGAAGCGAAGAGGCGGCGGGAACCCGGGUCCGGGUCUCGCUCUGUGCUGACUGCCCCCUGGGCCGAGUGGGCUAUGGGGGACCCCGGCUCCUUGGUCACGGGAGACCGCCCCGGUGGUCGGAGCUGGUGCUUGCGGCGCGUGGGGAUGAGCGCCGGGUGGCUGCUGCUGGAGGAUGGAAACGAGGUGACUGUAGGGCGAGGAUUUGGUGUCACAUACCAGUUGGUAUCAAAAAUCUGCCCUCUGAUGAUUUCCCGAAACCACUGUGUUUUGAAGCAGAAUGCCGAGGGCCAGUGGACGAUUAUGGACAACAAGAGUCUGAAUGGUGUUUGGCUGAACAGAGAACGUCUAGAGCCUUUAAAGGUCUAUUCUAUCCGUAAGGGAGACCACAUCCAGCUUGGGGUGCCUCUGGAAAAUAAGGAGAAUGCAGAGUAUGAAUAUGAAGUUACCGAAGAAGACUGGGAGAGGAUUUAUCCUUGUCUUUCCCCAAAGAAUGACCAGAUGAUGGAAAAAAAUAAGGGCUUGAGAACUAAAAGGAAAUUUAGUUUGGAUGAAUUAGAGGGUUCUGGAUCUGAAGGCCCCUCGAAUUUGAAAUCCAAAAUGAGUAAAGUGUCUUGUGAACCUGGUCAACCAGUAAAGUCACAUGGGAAAGGUGAAGUGGUUAGUCAGCCUCCUGAAUUCUUGGAUCCUAAGUUGACUUCUCUUGAGCUAAGGGGGAAAACCAUGGGGGCUCGUGUUUACCCAGACCCCACAAAAGUUGUAGAGCUUCAUCAUAAGAAGCAAAAAGCCUCAACCCCUUCAGCAUCUCAGAGUAGCUUAGAGCUGUUUAGGGCAACCAUGUCCAGGAUUCUAAAGUUGAAAACACAGAUGCAAGAGAAACAGGUAGCUGUUCUGAAUGUGAAAAAGCAAACCCGAAAAGGGAACUCAAAGAACAUUGUGAAAAUGGAGCAGGAACUGCAGGAUUUACAGACUCAGCUGUGUGCAGAGCAGGCCCAACAGCAGGCCAGAGUGGAGCAGCUGGAGAAGACUUUCCAGGAAGAGCAGCAGCAUCUCCAGGGUUUGGAGAAAGAGCAAGGAGAAGAGGACCUGAAGCAACAGCUGGCCCAGGCUCUGCAGGAGCAUCGGGCUCUAAUGCAAGAGCUAGAUCGCAGCAGGAAGGACUUCGAAGCAAUCAUCCAGGCCAAGAACAAAGAAUUGGAGCAGACUAAGGAGGAGAAGGAGAAGGUGCAAGCACAGAAGGAGGAAGUUCUUAGCCACAUGAAUGACGUGCUAGAGAACGAGCUCCAGUGUAUUAUUUGCUCAGAGUACUUCAUUGAGGCUGUCACCUUGAACUGUGCCCAUAGCUUCUGCUCCUACUGUAUCAAUGAAUGGAUGAAGCGGAAGGUAGAAUGCCCCAUUUGUCGGAAGGACAUCAAGUCUAAAACCCACUCCCUGGUUCUGGACAAUUGCAUUAAUAAAAUGGUAGAUAAUCUGAGCUCAGAAGUUAAAGAACGACGAAUUGUCCUCAUCAGGGAACGAAAAGCAAAGAGACUGUCCUGAAGACCAUGCUCCAGGGGCACAUGAAAGACUGCCAGGCGAUGGGAGCUUGGGAUGGUGUGGAAGAUUCUCUCUGGACAGGUCUUCGGCCGCUCUGAGACAGAGUGCGGGAUAGAGCCACGUGGGACAGAGACUGAGUUAAGAAGUUCUCCGUCACGAGCCUCCGUGCUGGCCAGCCCUGCUGCCACCAUUGUCUGAGCACCCCCGGUACUCACCACACCGACUGCUUCAGGGAACUUAGGAGACUCUGCUUCACUACAUGUUGAAUGGGUUAUAUAUUUCUGUUCUGCUUUUUAAAUUUGUUGUUGUUGUUGUUGUUGUUUUGGUACCUCAGAAGCACCUCUGUUAACAUUUGUUUUGGGCAGGUUGGGUAUCCCUGGUUGCCCUCAGAGGCGAAGGCAGCCUCUACUUGAGAGGAUGGCAUACCUCUUCUUUGUGAAAAUAAGGUGUCAUUUCCUGGAAAUAAAAUGUAAAACCUA
This is a messenger RNA of Camelus dromedarius (Arabian camel), 2076 nucleotides long. RefSeq names its product ring finger protein 8 (gene RNF8). The record is from RefSeq and is a predicted model, not a curated record. NCBI's taxonomy places the organism in Eukaryota, Metazoa, Chordata, Mammalia, Artiodactyla, Camelidae. Gene Ontology annotation, molecular function: metal ion binding; ubiquitin protein ligase activity; histone binding. Gene Ontology annotation, biological process: protein K48-linked ubiquitination; ubiquitin-dependent protein catabolic process; double-strand break repair. The transcript is spliced from 8 exons. The coding region runs from base 137 to 1600 and encodes 487 amino acids. Gene Ontology annotation, cellular component: nucleus; ubiquitin ligase complex; cytosol.